Molecule: messenger RNA, 1053 nt
Organism: Fusarium redolens
Lineage: Eukaryota; Fungi; Ascomycota; Sordariomycetes; Hypocreales; Nectriaceae
Exons: 8
Coding region: 1-1053 (350 amino acids)
Biological process (GO): steroid biosynthetic process
Molecular function (GO): 3-beta-hydroxy-Delta5-steroid dehydrogenase (NAD+) activity
Source: RefSeq, a predicted model, not a curated record
AUGCCUCAUAACGUUCUUGUCACUGGAGCCGCUGGCUACAUUGGUGGUUCUGUCAUCGCUGAUAUUCUUUCUCGUACCGAUGAGACGCUGAGGGCCGUGAAUAUUUUUGCGGCUGCUCGAAGCCAAGAUCAGGUCGAUAAGAUAUCCAAGCUCGACAGAGUCCAUGCCUUCCUAGUUGACCUUCAAGACAAGGCUGCUGUGGAAUAUGCAAUUGCCAAAUAUGAGAUCGACAUCGUCAUCCAUACCGCUGGGGCCAUUUUUCCAGAUAUGCUAUCGAACAUCCUUAGUGGUCUUGGAGAUCGCCGGCGAGCUACCGGCAACAAGACAUACCUGAUUCAUGCAAGCGGAUGGCCUUUCGGUAAGGUCAAAGACUCCGAUCCCCUGAUUGAUAGGCAGAGGGAGCUUGGCAUUGACAAUCCUGUCCGGAAGACAAACAUUGUUCUUGCCGAUGAAAGCAAGGCUCAAGGUGUCGAAACCUUCAACAUCCCGAUCCAACUCACUUAUGGGCGUGGAACUGGCGAGUGCAGAAAGCUCUCGGUCAACAUCCCCGCCUUGAUUCGAACAAGCAUCAAGUUGAAGACAGUCCAUAAGUUCGACAAAGACUCGACUCCUGGAACAGUGCACAUCUCCGAUCUUACAGAUCUCUACGUUCUCAUCCUCAACAAGAUCCUGAAAGAGGAGCCCAUCGCUGUAGGAAACGACAGAUAUUUCUUCUCAGUUGCCCAUCGCACAAGCUGGUGGAAGAUUAUGGACAAGAUUGCCGAAGGGCUCUACGCUCGUGGUCUUGUCGAUGAUCCGACACCAAAGAUCUGGCCAAACUACGACGUUGCAGCUGAUAAUCUCGGGUUUCCACGAAAGUUCAUUCGUCCCAUGUGUAUGCCCAAUCUCAGUGGUGAUCUUGACCCGGCGAACGGAAUCGAGUUAGGUUGGAGGCCGAAGUGGGACAGCGAGCAGAAAUGUCUUGAUCACAUUGACCAAGAGAUCAAGGAUGUUGAGGAGCUGGAUACUGUCAGAAUGGGACUUUUCGACACUCUUAUUGCCGAACAGACAUAG